Chaetomium strumarium is the source of this 2424-nucleotide messenger RNA. RefSeq names its product PUL domain-containing protein. Gene Ontology annotation, biological process: proteasome-mediated ubiquitin-dependent protein catabolic process; ubiquitin recycling. Gene Ontology annotation, molecular function: ubiquitin binding. Gene Ontology annotation, cellular component: cytoplasm; nucleus. Bases 1 to 2424 code for a protein of 807 amino acids. The transcript has 3 exons. The record is from RefSeq and is a predicted model, not a curated record. NCBI's taxonomy places the organism in Eukaryota, Fungi, Ascomycota, Sordariomycetes, Sordariales, Chaetomiaceae.
AUGCCGGAUUUCAAGCUCUCAGCCCAGCUAAAGGGCCACGAGGCGGAUGUCCGUGCUGUAUGCUUCCCCGCCGCGAACACGGUGCUCUCUUCGUCGCGCGACCAGACCGUACGUCUCUGGCGCAAGACCGCAGAGACACCCCCGACAUUCGAUGUUACGAUAACGAGCCAAGGCCAUGGUUAUAUCAACUCUCUCACAUAUCUCAGCGCCUCCGAAGCUUGGCCCGAAGGCCUUAUCAUCUCGGCGGGCCAGGAAGCCAUAAUCGAAGCGAAGCGGCCAAGCUUAACCACGACUGACAACGCCGACCGAUUGCUUGUCGGCCACGGCCAUAAUGUCUGCGCACUCGACGUAUCUCCUCGUGGGACCUACAUCGUGUCUGGCGGGUGGGACGGGAAGGCGCUCGUGUGGAAUACGGAAAAAUGGUCGAUCUCGGCGCAGCUCGUGCACCAGGGGGAGGUUAGGAGUGUAUGGGCAGUCCUGGCCUACGAUGAGCACACGGUAAUCACGGGCAGCGCCGACACUCACAUUCGCAUCUUUGACCUCCGGCAACCCCACCAUGACAACGAAGUUGAGCCACGGCGGACUCUCAGCACCAGCUCUGUUGUGCGCGCGCUGUGCAAGCUUCCUACGGGUCUCAAGGGCCACCCGAGUGGGGCCGAGUUCGCCAGUGCUGGCAACGACGGGAUUAUCCAGUUGUGGAAGAUGAACGGCACACAGGUUGGAGCGUUGCAAGGCCACGAUAGCUUCAUCUACUCUCUCGCCUGCCUGCCCAGUUCAGAAAUCGUCAGUGCUGGGGAGGAUCGGACAGUUCGGGUCUGGAGGGGCUCUGAGUGCGUCCAGACAAUUACGCACCCGGCCAUUUCCGUGUGGUCCGUUGCUGUGUGUCCCCAGAAUGGUGACAUUGUUUCUGGCGCCAGUGACAAUGUGGUCCGGGUGUUCACGCGCAAUGCGGACCGAAUGGCCCCUGCCGAGGUCAUGUCACAAUUUGAGGAAGCAGUUCGGGGCUCUGCAAUUCCGCAGCAGCAACUGGGCGAGUCGAUCAACAAGGAGCGGCUGAACCCCAAGUCCUGGCUUCUCAACAACGCAGGCAAGAAGGACGGUCAGAUAACCACCGUGCUGGAAGAUGAUGGCACCAUUGGGGCAUAUCAGUGGUCCUUGUCUGAGCAACGGUGGGUGCACGUCGGCACCGUGGUGGACUCUACGGGAAGCAGUGGGCGGAAGGUUCAGUACAACGGUCAGGAAUACGACUACGUCUUCGAUGUCGACAUCGAAGAGGGCAAGCCGCCCCUCAAGUUACCAUAUAACCUGUCCGAAAACCCUUAUGAGGCGGCGACUAAGUUUCUGGGAGACAAUGAGCUUCCAAUAUCGUACAUUGAUGAAGUCGCCAAGUUCAUCGUAACUAACACCAGAGGUGCAACCAUUGGCCAGACCACGGACGCCCCGUCUGCAGAUCCGUAUGGAACCGACUCACGGUAUAAGCCUGAUCAAGCAGCGUCGCCGAAGUAUCUGCCGCACACCGAGUACCUGGUUCUCACGCAGGCCAAAUGGGAACCGGCCCUCAGAAAGCUUAAGAGUCUCAACGAGAAGCAACUCUUGGCUGGCAACAAGCAUAUCGCGAUGAACCCCGACGGCCUCAGCCGACUCGAAAAGGUGCUAGAGGCAACGAUGGGCGCCGCGAACCAGAACGCAGGGUCCCCGACGGCACUCCCUGAAGCGCAACGCAGCAUAUACAUGGUCAUCACGCAGUGGCCCUACGGCGACCGGCUCGCAGCGCUCGACGUCCUCCGUUGCUUAGCACCUUGGCCCGGCUCCGCGUCGCUCACCGACAGCAAGUACGGAAGCCUAGCAGACAUCGCCCUGAAGGGUGCGCUGGACACCCAAGACCCUCUCGCUUCCAGCGGCGAACCCCUGGCCGAAACUGUCAAGAACUUUGAUGCCGCAAAGCUCAACGCAAACAUUGUCAUGAUGGCGCUGCGCGCAGCAACCAAUCUCUUUGCCACCGCUGAAGGGCGGAAGCUCGUGGUCUCGGAGGCGGCCGCCAUCAUCUCGCUCUUGGCCCGUAUCGGGGGCGUGGAAGGCGACCAAGGCGCCAUCGGGGCGGACAACAACAACCUUCAAAUAGCACUCACCUCGACAACAUUCAACUUCGCCUGCCUCGCCUUCAACCAGCGCGACUCGAUCGACCUCGAGCUGGUCAUGACCCUCUGCCAGAUCGCGGAGGCAGUCAUCCGCCGGCAGAACGAUGGAGAGGUGCUGUUUCGCGCGCUCAUGACGCUGGGCAUGAUCUUGACCAUCGGGGAUGACGCCUUGAAUCUAGCAAAGACGCUUGAGGUGGACGAGGCGAUUGGCGAGGCGAUCAAGAAAUCCAGCGAGGCAAGGACCAAGACGCUUGCGCAAGAAUGUUUUGAGUACCUGAAGCGUUGA